Messenger RNA from Pteropus alecto (black flying fox), 3002 nucleotides. RefSeq names its product UPF0061 protein ETA_18310-like. The transcript is spliced from 19 exons. NCBI's taxonomy places the organism in Eukaryota, Metazoa, Chordata, Mammalia, Chiroptera, Pteropodidae. The record is from RefSeq and is a predicted model, not a curated record. The coding region runs from base 1320 to 2861 and encodes 513 amino acids.
UGGCUGUAGUGAGCUGUGUGAGAUUGUUUGCUAUUUGGUAAUGUUGAGCCUACUUGUAGCCAGCCCCGGAGAUACUGAAGAAUGUACAGGAUUAGUACCCGAUGAGAAGACCUUUCCUUAAUUCUAUAGCCAGAUCUCUUCUCACGGUGAUGAGAGGGCGUAUUUAUAACAAAUCCGUGAUAUAUAAUUAGUCAUUCGGCACAGGCACACAGAGCCAGUGAAAGAAAGUGUAAGCAUUAGGGAUACAGAAAGAGAAGAAACUUAACUCUAGCCUCAAAAAAAUUCACACAUACAAGGAAAUAGAUGAGCAAAGAGGCAACUGCAAUUCUCUGACGUUUUUUUCUUGUUUUUCUAAACCAUGCUUUUUGCAUUAAAUAGUGCAAGUGCCUGGAAUGCAGAGCACAUUACUUUUAUAUUUAUCUUCAAAGUUUUUUUUACUGAAUAAAAGUAUAGAAUAAAGAAAUAUCUUAAAAGAAUCCAGUUUUAUCAGGCUUCCCUCUCCAAUCUCGAAGAAUAUGUAAAAAAAAUCUCAGGUGCUUUACAAUUAAAGGUUAUUUAUUAUGUACCUGUGGCUUAUCUUGAUAAAAGUUUAUAUAUUAAGAAACAUCCAACAGGUAGAAUUUGCCAGAGUGCAGCACUAAACACUUGUACUUGAAACAAUCUUAUUACUUAAUAUCAUUUGCCCUUUUUUACAGACGAGGAAACAGAUAUAGAGGAAUUAAGUGUGGUGUCUAAGCUCACAUAGUUAACAAAUGUAGUACAACAAUUCUAUCAGGUCAUUUUCAUUUAGAAAUUGUUUACCUAGAUUAAAACAAAAUACCUGUUUGUUUGUUUUUAAAGAGAUGAAAUAUGCCAAGGUUAAGUAGGAAAGAUGGAUGACAUUCAUGAAGGCUUUCAACAUUAUAGUAUGGCUAAACUCUUGAUGAACAAUAACCCAUCAAUAGGAUGUGUGGAAUACCAACUAAUUGUUCUUUUGACCCAACUAGGCCAAGCAUGGAUCUACGAAGUUAAAAAGAUUGAGCUGUGCAAGUAACUGUCAAACAGCUCUUCUUUGCACAGGCUGGAAAGACUGCCCUUAUGCAAAUGAAACAAUCAGUAUUGACUGAUAAAAGUGGAAUAACUGUAAUUGAAAGCAUUUUCAAAGCUAUUUCAAUGUUGAAGAGUCAGCUACACUUUAAGACAUUUUCUUUAAAACAUUAUGAUGGGACCAGGUUUUACAGCCAAGAUUAUACACAUAAUUCUAUAUACAUGCUAACCACAUCUUUGUUCACAGUACCGCAGAAAAGCAUCUCUUCUCGAUGUUAUUAAGUAAAUGAUCAAUGGAUUAUCAAGCUGUGCUGCCAGUUGAUCCUGUUAAAGAAAAUUAUGUUCGUAAAGUGAGAAACUGCAUUUUUUCAAUUGCCUUCCCUACUCCUUUCAAGUCAAGAGUACGUCUUGUAGCAGUUUCAAAGGAAGUUCUAGAAGAUAUUUUGGACCUUGAUUUAUCUAUCUCAGAAACAAAUGCUUUUAUCCAGCUUGUAAGUGGUGGAAAGAUAGUAUCCGGAUCCAUUCCACUGGCUCACAGAUAUGGUGGCCACCAGUUUGGGAUAUGGGCAGAUCAGCUUGGGGAUGGAAGAGCCCAUCUUAUUGGAAUUUACAGGAACAGGCAGGGUGAAAAGUGGGAGCUCCAAUUAAAAGGUUCUGGAAAGACCCCAUAUUCCCGAAAUGGCGAUGGCAGAGCUGUACUUCGUUCCUCAGUGAGAGAAUUUUUGUGUAGUGAGGCUAUGUACCAUCUUGGAAUUCCAACCAGCAGAGCUGCAAGUCUAGCUGUGAGUGAUGACGAAGUAUGGAGAGAUCAGUUCUACAAUGGAAACGUUGCGAAAGAACGAGGUGCAGUAGUGCUGCGUGUUGCAAAAUCGUGGUUUAGAAUUGGAUCGUUAGAAAUUUUGGCCCAUGAUAGUGAACUGGAUUUACUAAGGACAUUAUUAGACUUCAUCAUACAGGAACAUUUUCCCUCAGUAAAUGUCAAAGAACCUAAUAGAUAUGUGGAUUUUUUUUCCAUUGUGGUAUCUGAGACGGCACAGCUUAUUGCCUUGUGGAUGUCUGUUGGUUUUGCUCAUGGUGUUUGUAAUACUGAUAACUUCAGUUUGUUAUCCAUUACAAUUGACUACGGUCCAUUUGGUUUCAUGGAGGCUUACAAUCCAGAUUUUGUACCAAACACAUCUGACGAUGAAAGAAGAUAUAAAAUAGGAAAUCAGGCCAAUAUUGGGAUGUUUAACUUAAAUAAGUUGUUGCAAGCUCUAAACCCAUUACUGGAUCCAGGGCAAAAGCAGCUUGCUGCUCAGGUUCUUGAGGGGUAUCCUGUUCUUUAUUAUACAAGAUUUAGAGAAUUGUUCAAAGCCAAAUUAGGAUUACUUGGAGAAAGGAAGGGUGAUGACGAUUUAAUUGCAUUUCUCUUACAUCUCAUGGAAAAGACAGAAGCUGAUUUUACAAUGACCUUUCGGCAGCUCAGUGAGAUUACUCAAAGCCAAUUACAGGAACUCAACAUUCCGCAGCAAUUCUGGGCACUGGAGACAAUUUCAAAGCACAAACUCUUUCCUGCCUGGGUGUCCCAGUACCUUUUGAGACUGAAGAGUAACAUGAAUGAUUCAGAUUCUGAAAGAAGAAAAAGAAUGACAACUGUUAAUCCUAGAUAUGUGCUGAAGAACUGGAUGGCAGAAUCUGCAGUGCAAAAAGCAGAAAGGAAUGAUUUUUCAGAGGUCCAUCUUCUCCAGCAAGUUCUUCAGCAUCCUUUCCAGAAGCAUUCUGCAGCUGAGAAAGCAGGCUACGCCUCACCUACUCCUUCUUGGGCUAAAGAUCUCAGAGUUAGCUGCUCAUCUUAAUUUGGAGAAAAUAAAGAAUACUUCUACCAUUGAAAUCUACAUAGAAUAAUCAAUUUGAUAAAUUCUUAAUGACCAUCUACGUUUUGAUGACAAUCCUAAAUUUCAUAAUAAUGAUUAUAUAUAAAAAUAUUUUUUAACCUA